This is a messenger RNA of Polychytrium aggregatum, 1371 nucleotides long. Its product is annotated as class I glutamine amidotransferase-like protein. The record is from RefSeq and is a predicted model, not a curated record. Lineage: Eukaryota; Fungi; Chytridiomycota; Chytridiomycetes; Polychytriales. The transcript has 4 exons. Bases 1 to 1371 code for a protein of 456 amino acids.
AUGUCCCUCACCUUCGGAAUGCUCCUCUACGACGGCUGGGAACUCAUGGACGCCCAAGCCCCCUUCUCGAUCUGGAUGAAGCUCGCCUCGCUCCAGCGACGCUCCGGCAGCACCCAUCACCACCGGUUCGUCACCGUCGGGGAGACAAAGACAAAGCCGAUCGAGUCCGUGUCCCACUUCUCGGUCCUCUGCGAUCAUGAUUUGGCUUCGUGUCCGCAGCUCGACGUUCUCGUCGUUCCCGGCGGCCUAGCCUCCGUCGUUGCCGCCAGAGACCCGGCCCUCAUCGCCUUCAUCAAGAAACAGGCUGAGAACGCCAAGUGGGUCACCAGCGUCUGCAGCGGCUCUUCGCUCCUGGCCGCUGCAGGGCUGCUUGACGGACGCAAGGCCACCUCGAACAAAUACGUCUUUGGCAUGAUGGUCCUGUACAGCGACAAGACCGAGUGGAUCCACAAGGCCCGCUAUGUCAUCGACGGCAAGUAUGCCACCGCCAGCGGCGUCUCGGCCGGUGCCGAUAUGGGCUUUGCCCUGGGCCGGUCGCUCUUUGGUGAUGCCCUCGUCGACCAACUCUUGCGCGACAUCAAGUAUGUUCCGAACGAAAUGGACGACGAUCCGUUUUCGCGCAUCCAUCCUCUCUCUGGCCCUCUCCGAUCUUGGCUGGCAAUGCGCUUCUUUGAACUUGGCAAGGAUAUCAUCGUCUCGGCAGAAAUCAAGCGCGCCGGCACCCAACACCGCUCGUCGCUGUUCUCUCAGACGCUCAAGGACCAGGUCUCGAUCCUCCUGGUCGACGGGUCCGACAGCCUCGACAUUGCUGGAGUCGGCGAGGCCCUGCUUGCGAUCGUGCAGACGCACUAUCUCGAGUACGUCCGGGUUGCUGCCGACGAGCCGUCCAAGCUGACCGUCCUCACUGGCGACGCAGACUCGGUUGCCGACCAUUCCAUCUGGCCGCUGACCUGUGCCUGCGACCGGGUUUUGCUGUCGGCCGACGACAACGGUGCCGCCCUUCCCAAGCUCGUGUACAUCCCUGCGAUCCCACAGACCCAGGCGCAUCUCCUGGACCAGGAACCAUUUGCGGGCUAUCUGCAGAGACUCGCCAAUAGCCCCGAUACCUUUGUUGUUGGCUCAGGAGAGGUUGUGCUUCGCAAGUUCAAGCAGCUUGGAAAAAUGCCUGCGAGCCUCAAGCUCGGCGAAUCGGAGGGAUGGUUCGUCCAAGAUAAGUGGGCCGUUGGUCUCACUGGCAUGCAAGGCAUUCGCGCUGUCUUUGAGCUGAUCCAGAUCAUCGCCGGUCCCGAUGCCGUCGCCACCAUCGCCAAGAACAUGGAGAUCAGCGAGACCUUGCUCCCGGCCAACAUCCAGCUCACUCCCACGGCUUAG